This is a messenger RNA of Cladophialophora carrionii CBS 160.54, 2964 nucleotides long. RefSeq lists its product as uncharacterized. Bases 1 to 2964 code for a protein of 987 amino acids. Gene Ontology annotation, cellular component: chromatin. Gene Ontology annotation, molecular function: DNA-binding transcription factor activity, RNA polymerase II-specific; RNA polymerase II cis-regulatory region sequence-specific DNA binding. The record is from RefSeq and is a predicted model, not a curated record. The transcript is spliced from 2 exons. Gene Ontology annotation, biological process: regulation of transcription by RNA polymerase II. Lineage: Eukaryota; Fungi; Ascomycota; Eurotiomycetes; Chaetothyriales; Herpotrichiellaceae.
AUGUCCAGCGUCAUGAGCGAAGGCACACGAAGGAAACACCGUAUAAAUGUCCUUGUGGUCAAGCUUACCCCAGGCAGUACCGAUCUUCUGACAAGACACCAAAAGUCCGCUCACAACAUUGAGCCCUCGAAACGCCGAAAACUACAGCACGAACGGCUUGGUCAGCACCAGCACGAUGCAUCACAGUGGCAGGCACAAAGCCACCACCAAGGCAACGGCGAUAUUAGUCACGGCCAGCAGCCUUCUGGAGCUCUAGUUGACACGACUUUGACCUUGAGCAAUCAGCAGCACUCUACAGGGCUGCACACUUCGGCACACGGGCUUUCCACUGACCAGCAAGCCAGCAGAGUCGAUGGUGAUCUGCAAGGCCCGUUAAAUGAUGAUAUGCUGCUCACGAGUCUCCAUGACGACGCCGCUUUCCGAUAUACGAACGACCAUGACCUUUCCAAACCCGGCCGUUCUGUAUAUCCUUCAGAGGCCGGUGGCCUGGUGCGUGAGGAGCAAACAGCGCCGUUAACUACGAGUGCAAAUACCCAUGAGGGCAUCAGUGUAACAGCACCAGUGGACCCAAACAACCAUUCUCACGCCCAUCAAUUUCACAACCCUGAGACUGGCUUUCCGCAACUCAAUCCAACGAGCCUCGAGAUGGACAAUAUCUUUGAUAAUGUGGACUUCCUUGUGGGCCAUCUUGAUUUUUCAACCCCGAAUCCACCUCCCCAGCAUCAUCAGGCAUCAGAACAUGAAGUUGCGCUAGCACCGCCCGUCUUAUCUGGUGAACAGAACACAAGAGCCCUCUCAGGGCCUUCAACGCACGACACGCACCGAAUAGCUGUUGACUGUGAUGAAAACCAGGAGAUCAAUGUCUUUUCGCGAAUCGGCUCUCCACUCCCUUCACUGCGAUCACUACCGGGAGCACGGUCACAAGGCCGAGAGGGCCGAGGGACGCUAGACACAGGAUCCGGACCUUGCUGGAAAGUUUCGCAGGCAGACUAUAUCGAGCUGCAAGCCAAGAUGGCCAAGUAUUCAGAGGUGUUUCCAACAGAUCUUGUCCUCCCAAGUCGGCAUACAAUGUCUGCUUACCUCGAGCGAUGUAUCAACAGUCUAUAUAAGCACCAGCCUCUGUUCCACGUGCCCACAUUCAGGGUGGCCGACUCUGCUCUCGAACUCAUACUGGCAAUGUGCGCCACAGGAGCGCAACUGAGGUUCGAAAGCCAUACAGGCGUACCCCUUUUCCACGCCUCAAAGGCCCUGAUCAUGUCUCGGCUCCAACACCGCCACGAGGAGAGUCUGGUUAGCACUUUGAAGCAGCCAUGUCUUGCCAAUGCAGAGACGACAGCGGCAAGUUCACUUCAGUCACCCAAUUCCGAACGGCAAUCGCCCACCAAUGGUCUCUUUGAUACAAGUCCCAAUCAGAUUGGGAAUCAUUCCCAACUCACAUCAAUAUCAACAGCCAGCAGACAACGCUUGCAGACCAUACAAGCAAUUUUGACGCUGAUGUCUUUCGGGUCCUGGGGUCUGAAGGGGUUGCUUGGUGAGACCAUCCUUCUUCAAAGCCUGCUGGUAAUGCUUGCGCGCGAAGAAGGCCUUACCCAGGAAGCCGAAAGCAUCAUAGAGCGGAGUAGUAGCGCGGUGGAGCGAUGGCAUGCUUGGACCGAAACCGAGAGCUGGCGGCGCGUCAAGAUAAUCACUUACACCUUCACCAACCUACAGAGUCUCGCAUAUAACAUGGCUCCGCCCCUGCCAUCGGCCGAAGUCCGCUGCCUCACUCCUGCUUCUGCGGAUGAGUGGGCAGCGGCUAACGCACAGCGGUGGGAGGAAAUUAGACGUGCAUCACGAAUCACCGCCAUUCCGUUCCAAGACGCAUUCCAUAAGCUGUUCCAGCAUGAAGUUGGGGAUGCGGUCGCCAAUGCAGACGAUAGUCCUUCGAUCUCGGCACUUGGCAACUAUGCACUCAUCUUCGGCCUCCUGCAGUGCAUCUACUUUCUGCGACAACGUCAUCCUGUGCCAUGUUCCAGCGGCGCAGACAUUGCUGCCGGCUCCAACCUACGCGGCGAAGACAUCGACAGCAUCAUUCGUGCACUCCACCGUUGGCAGCGGAUGUGGGAGAAAUGUCCAGAAUCGACCAUCGAGCCAGAAGCAUCCGCCGGGCCCAUCUCCUUCAACGCCAUUGCCUGCUUACGGCUUGCCUGGAUCCGUUUAUAUGCUGACCUGGGACCAUGUCGAGCCCUCGCAACUCGAGAUCCGAGCUUGAUUGCACGUGUCUUCACUUCGGGACCUUCACUGCCACGCCACCCGCAACUCACCCCGGUUCUGCUGCAAGCCAUUCAUGCCCUCAGUGUCCCCGUUCGGCUAGGGAUCAAGUUCGUUGCCCGAAGUCAGUCACUGUUUUGGAGUGUCAACCAAUCGCUGUGCGCCCUUGAAUGUGCCGUCAUUCUCAGCAAGUGGUUUGAGACUCUGGCCUCCACGCUUGCACAGACUCCCAUGUCGAAACAGGAGAAAAAUCUCGUGCUGAUUCUCCGCGGCAUGGUGCUCGAGUCCGGUUUCUUCACCGAAGGUGAUCUCGACACCCUGUCUCUGAGCGCAGAGACGCGACAGGGUACCAACACCAACACCAACCCCGACGGUACUGACAGAACCCUGAACGGCAAUCUCAACGCAGCCACCCAGGCCAGCACGGGCAGUAGCACCACCACCACCAAUGCCGGUGCGAAUGAGGAUCUCGUGAGCGACGCCCGCAUCUUCGGCAUGGAUCUCGACCACUGGAUACUGCAAGAGAUGGCAAUGCCCACGCCCCCUUCACCCAAGGACGACGCGACCGCAUGGCAACGCCAAAUUUCGGGCUUGAGAGUCGCUGUAGCGCGCUUGUGGGCAGAGGUGUUCUCGGACAACCAUGUCUUCGACGUUGUCACCACGAUAGGAAGGACUUUGAACGUUCAUGCCAAAAUGCUGGAAGGAAUCAUAUAG